Molecule: messenger RNA, 1674 nt
Organism: Humulus lupulus (European hop)
Lineage: Eukaryota; Viridiplantae; Streptophyta; Magnoliopsida; Rosales; Cannabaceae
Exons: 1
Coding region: 1-1674 (557 amino acids)
Biological process (GO): DNA integration
Molecular function (GO): nucleic acid binding; RNA-DNA hybrid ribonuclease activity
Source: RefSeq, a predicted model, not a curated record
AUGCACACAGAUGGAGCCUCUAAUUCCCAAGGAGCUGGGAUCGACAUCGUAUUGGAGGCACCCUCUGGAUUACAAGUUGAGGAGGCCAUACGGUUGGAGCAACACGCCACAAAUAAUGAAGUCGAAUAUGAAGCUCUGAUCUUUGGUCUAGAAUUGGCACGAAGCAUGGGCAUCAGGCGACUGAGAGUUAGAGGGGAUUCGAAGCUAAUGAUAGAGCAGGUGGCCGGCAACUUCGACACCAAGGCACCCCAUCUGACCAACCUGUUGGAAAAAGUAUAUGCAUUAAAGUCACAAUUCCAACAAUUUGAGCUCGUACAAAUACCAAGGGAACUGAAUCAGAGGGCCGAUGCCCUCGCAAAGCAAGCCUCUGUGGGAGAAUGUUCUCGACACCCAGUGAUUUCUACAAGUCAUACACCAGAAGCUAUGACAAUUUUUUCCAUCUCGCCAGAACCAGAAUGUUGGAUGGAUCUAAUUAUCCGCUACCUGACUAAGUCUGAACUACCACCCAAUGCAAAAGACGCCAAGCUUCUACGCCUUAAAGCCCAAUGCUACUCCAUUAUCCAUGGAACGUUGUACCAAAGAUCCUUUAACGGCCCCUAUCUUCGAUGCUUAUGUCCCUCAGAAGCUAAAAAAUUAUUAGAGGAGAGCCACGAAGGAGCAUGUGGGAACCACACAGGGGGAUGGAGCUUGGCACACAAAGAACUCACAACAGGAUAUUACUGGCCAUACAUGAUGACAGAAGCACGUGACUAUGCAAGGAAAUGUGACAGAUGCAAGCGAUUUGCACCUACCAUCCAUCAACCCGCUCAAAUCCUACAUUCCACUAUCUCCCCUUGGCCCUUUGCAAAGUGGGGGAUGGAGGUGGUUGGAGAAUUUCCCAGAGCCACUGGAGGAAAACAGUACGCCUUGUUAGCUACUGAUUACUUCACUAAAUGGGUCGUAUUAGAGGCCUACGUCACAGUCAGCAAAACGAACACCAUGAGCUUCAUAUGGAAACACAUCAUCUGUCAAUUUGGGAUCCCAUGGGAAAUAGUCGUAGAUAGCGGAACCCCAUUCCAAAAUGCCAAAUUACAAGAACUGUGCGACACCUACAAAAUAAAGUUAAGUUUUGCUUCUAUCACCUAUCCCCAAGGCAACACCCAAGCAGAGGUUUCUAACAAACUCAUUUUUGCCAACAUCAAGAAAAACUUGGAAGAUAAAAAAGGCACAUGGGUAGACGAGUUACCAAAGGUACUAUGGGCAUACAGAAUGACGAAAAGAACCUCUACAGGUGAGUCGCCUUACGCCAUGGUGUAUGGAACAGAAGCAAUCAUCCCUACAGAGGUGGGCCUGCCUACACUUUGGAUGGAAAUCGCGUCUGAUCUGACUGCGAACAACGUACAGCUAACACACAACCUCAACUUCUUGGAUGAGUUACGCACAAUAGCACAGAUAAGACACGAGAAAUAUCAAAAGGCAGUAGAACGUUAUUACAAUAAGUGGGUCAACUCACGAACGUUUAAUAAAGGAGAUUGGGUCCUGUGUAAAUCCACUGGCAAUUCAAAGAAGCUGGAGCCAAAUUGGGACAGACCCUUCGAAGUAACAAAAGCACUAGGGCGAGGGUCUUACACUCUCAAAAAUAUACACAGUGGCAAAAAUGCACCACGUACUUGGAAUUCAAUGUCCCUGAAAUAA